Molecule: messenger RNA, 450 nt
Organism: Cladophialophora psammophila CBS 110553
Lineage: Eukaryota; Fungi; Ascomycota; Eurotiomycetes; Chaetothyriales; Herpotrichiellaceae
Product: cytochrome c oxidase subunit 6a
Exons: 3
Coding region: 1-450 (149 amino acids)
Biological process (GO): mitochondrial electron transport, cytochrome c to oxygen
Cellular component (GO): mitochondrial inner membrane
Molecular function (GO): enzyme regulator activity
Source: RefSeq, a predicted model, not a curated record
AUGUCCUUCCAGCGCGUCGGCCUGCGCCUGGCGCAGCAGCAGCUCCGUUCGCCUGCCUUUCGACCCCUCUUCCGAGCGACCUUCCAGCGACGUCUCGCAAGCAGCGUUCCGAGCCCACCAGGUCAAGGAGCAAGCAAACUCGUUGGAACGGCCGACAAUGCUUUCAACCGAGAACGAGCUGCGGUGAAAGCCCAUGCUGCUGCCACAAGUGAUCUCUGGCGUAAACUCUCGAUCUUCGUCGUCGUCCCCUGCCUAGUCCUAGCAAGCAUAAACGCCUGGAAUCUGUGGAACGAACAUUGGGAGCACUGGUCACAUAUGCCUCCCUUGGAAGAGCGUGUCGAAUACCCUUACCAGAACAUUCGAACUAGAAACUUCUGGUGGGGAGAGGGUGACAAGACCCUCUUCUGGAACGACAAGGUCAAUUACCACAAGAAAGACAAGCAAACUUAA